UCGUACGCCUAAUAACACAAACGAUUAAGCUUACUACUGUAGCUCGUAUUUUCUCAACUUUCGUCCCAAAGCAUAUUGGCUCGAUCGCGAAAUAUCGCCGCAUCAGUUCGAAAUGAAAUCUGUCAUUGUGUUGGGCAAAACAGCGAGAGAUUUAGAAUAUUAGGGGACAAGAAGGAGGUGCUCGGAGCGUUCGCAAAAGUAUUUCAGUAUCAGAACUGAUCGAUAAGCGGGCGCGUUUAUCAUAUUACACUCGCGAGUAUUGGAUCAAUGUUCUCUGUUCGUGGAUGGCUUAAGCCGUUUCUUCGUACAACGAUUUUCUUCUUCCUCUUUUACAUACACACGCAUUUUAACUCGUAGCGUCCAAAACGAUCGUAUUUUUUUGCUGCUGAAAAAUUUUUGGUGUUUUUUUUUUUCGUGUGCUGCGUGGAAAUUUUCUCGUCGUCGUGUGUUUUUAUUCGCGACAUUUUACCGCAUGUCGUAAUUAAAUCAAGAAUAUCACACGUUCAGACAACAGCCAAUGGCGGAGAACUAUCAGCUUAAGUGGCAUAGCCACGGAGCGUAUUUACAUACGUCGAUAGCGACCUUACAACGAUCUCAGUGUUUUACGGAUGUUACUUUAUGCACGUUGGAAGGCAAAUGCAUGAUGGCUCAUCGAUUCGUCUUAUCAGCGUGCAGUUCGUAUUUCGACAAAUUACUCCAGCAAGCCUACACCGUAUCGCAUAUGGUGCCAUUAUUUAUAGUUUUACCUCCCGAAGUGAACCAUCAAACUUUAUCGGUUCUUCUGCAAUAUAUGUACAGUGGCGAAGCGACUGUCGCCAAUUCGUUACUCAACAACGUACUCAAAGCUGGCGAAAUCUUGAAAGUCAGAGGCCUGUAUCAAGAGGCCGAUAUUACCAAUGCCAGCCUCAACGAUCCCAAAUCUUACGUAAGCUCUGUGAAAUACGUUAAUUCAAAGGUGACCGGUAUACUGACACCGCAGAAUUCCAAAGAUGUUACGAAGGCUAUCGUUCGAAAGGACAACACUAAAGAAAACGUUAAAGUUAUACGAGCCAAAGGCCCGCAAAAAGCUAGCAUUACUAAUAUAACCAACGGAGCGAAAUUAAGUUCCGAUGUCACGUGUAAAGAAAAGUCGAGUAGCGACGACUCGGUUAAAAAUGAGCCUCUCGAUGAAGAAUUGUCGAAAGUUAUCCAAGAAGGACCCGAGACUCAAAUCGUUAUCAAAGAAGAACCUCUCGAGUGGGAUGAUAAUAGCGACAUCGAAACGCAUAUGACUAUCCAACCUGAAGUAUCUUACGCUUCGACCGAUGACCAAGACGAUACUGAAAAUCAUUUCUACGCUCCUUUAACCUGUGACCUGUGCCAGGAAACGUUCACUACUCCUGCGUUAUGGGUCAGACAUACCCAAACUCAUGAAUUAACCGGUGAUAUGCCUGCCAUGAAGAGGAAAAGAAGUGGAGACGGUGAUAACGACAAAUCAGACUCCGGACCCGAGUACCUGCCUAAUCUACGCUGCGAACUAUGCCAAGAAGUAUACACAUCACCGGCCGAAUGGGUCAGACACAUACAGAACACCCAUACAGACGAGCAAUUAGCCUUAUCGAACAACUACACCUACAGUGACGAAGCCGAAACACCUUAUGUGCCACCUAAUCGUAAAAAACUAGUCAACGGACGACAACAAUGUCCUCUUUGUAGCAAAACUUUCCCAUCUCACGCUUCGAUGAUGAUCCACACCAGAACUCACACCGGUGAAAAACCAUACCUUUGCAACGUCUGCGAAAAAGGCUUCAACGUAAAAAGCAAUCUUCUAAGGCAUAUGAGAACGUUACACGACGCUGUAAUCAGCCCUGCCAUGGUUAAAACCUAAAUUUAAUUUCUAAUUUGUGACAAAAUAAAUUGGUUCACAGAGAGCUGUAUAAUCUAGAACUCGCGUGUGUACGUAUCUGGAAAUGUGCAGUUAUU
Molecule: messenger RNA, 1962 nt
Organism: Planococcus citri (citrus mealybug)
Lineage: Eukaryota; Metazoa; Arthropoda; Insecta; Hemiptera; Pseudococcidae
Product: zinc finger protein 774
Exons: 4
Coding region: 518-1867 (449 amino acids)
Biological process (GO): regulation of transcription by RNA polymerase II
Cellular component (GO): nucleus
Molecular function (GO): protein binding
Source: RefSeq, a predicted model, not a curated record